UGUCCUUUUUACUUAGAAAUUAGAGCCAUCUACAAAAUGCAAAUCCAAUAACAAAAAGCAUUUAAUCAGAUCAAGACCAACGAAUCCUCCAAAAUUACGCUACUGUUUGAAAAACUAAGUCCAACUUCCACGAACGAAGGAAAACAUAAGUAUAGAUUAUAUCGUUUUCUUAAUACUUUGAGCAUCCACAAAUACUAAUAACCAUGCUGCUAGACGAACUGGUGCUGUUGGAUCAGUGGGCUAGCCCAUUCGCCUUGAGGGUCAACAUUGCACUUCAAGAAAAAGGCAUAACAAAUUAUAAAUCCCAACAUGAAAAUUUGCAUGCCAAAAGCUCACUUCUUUUAGAGAUGAACCCGGUUCAUAAGCAAGUUCCGGUUUUAAUACAUAAUGGAAAACCGAUUUGCGAGUCACUCGUAAUCUUGGAGUACAUUGAUGAAGUUUGGAAUGACAAGCCUCGUAACUUGUUGCCUGCUGAUCCUUAUGAGAGGGCUGGAGCUCGGUUUUUGGCUGAUUAUUUCGAUAAUACGUUUAGCACCUUUGUUACCAAGAUAUGGACUCAAAAAGAAGUAAUUGAGCAUGAUGAAAAGAAGGAUUUCAUAAAUUUCCUAAUGUUGUUCGAAGAAAAGCUUGCAGACAAGCCUUAUUUUGGCGGAAACAAUUUUGGAUAUUUGGACGUCGCACUAAUUCCAAAUUAUGGUUAUAUUUGCACCUAUGGGAUGUUCACUAAAUUGAACAUAUCAGUUGAAUGUCCAAAACUUAAUGCAUGGGCUAAGAGAUGCAUGGAGAGGGAUAGUGUGAAAAAGUAUGUACCAAAUGAGCUCAAAAUCAAUGAAUAUGUUCUUGAAAUAAGGAAGAGACUCCUUGGAAUAAAUAGAUAGAGGAUUGGCAUACAAAUUAAACUUGAAUCCUGAUAUCAUUGUGUGAUUGUUUGUAUUAUAUACUAUUUUGUAUAAUUGUAUUAGUAUUUUGUUUUGUCUUUUUUUUUUUCACCGUCCAAAUGAACUGAUGAUAUAUAUCUGCUUUGUUGUC
Molecule: messenger RNA, 1029 nt
Organism: Chenopodium quinoa (quinoa)
Lineage: Eukaryota; Viridiplantae; Streptophyta; Magnoliopsida; Caryophyllales; Amaranthaceae
Product: probable glutathione S-transferase
Exons: 2
Coding region: 204-878 (224 amino acids)
Biological process (GO): glutathione metabolic process
Cellular component (GO): cytoplasm
Molecular function (GO): glutathione transferase activity
Source: RefSeq, a predicted model, not a curated record